Messenger RNA from Nyctereutes procyonoides (raccoon dog), 5124 nucleotides. RefSeq names its product trafficking protein particle complex subunit 10 (gene TRAPPC10). The transcript has 23 exons. Gene Ontology annotation, cellular component: TRAPPII protein complex. The record is from RefSeq and is a predicted model, not a curated record. Bases 267 to 4010 code for a protein of 1247 amino acids. Gene Ontology annotation, biological process: intra-Golgi vesicle-mediated transport; early endosome to Golgi transport. Lineage: Eukaryota; Metazoa; Chordata; Mammalia; Carnivora; Canidae.
GGGAGGAAGCUCCUGAAUCUCAUGACGGACUGAGUAGCUGGCUCUCCCAGCAGACAGUGACCAACGUCUGUGUUUAGCGUUUACUUUCAUACCCACCUGCGGGACAGUGAGGGGACAGCGUCGUCUCCUGCAGAAGGUAGCCAGAGCCUCUGGAUGCAGUGUUGUGUGGGCCAACGACGUCUCUGUCGUAAAGGCCAGAGCCUUCCACUCGCCGGAGUCCCAGGAGAGAAAGCGGCGUCGGUAAACUUUCAGACAAGUUGGCUGGAAUGAUAAAGAAGGGCUCUCUAAACUGGACAGGUGCUGGAGAUCAGAAUUUAUUUACCUCUAUUUAUCCAACGCUUUCCCAGCAGCUUCCAAGAGAACCCAUGGAAUGGAGAAGGUCCUAUGGCCGGGCUCCAAAGAUGAUUCACCUAGAAUCUAACUUCGUUCAAUUCAAAGAGGAGCUGCUGCCCAAAGAAGGAAACAAAGCCCUACUUACUUUCCCCUUCCUUCAUAUUUAUUGGACGGAAUGCUGUGAUACAGAAGUGUACAAAGCUACGGUAAAAGACGACCUUACCAAGUGGCAGAAUGUUCUGAAAGCUCAUAGCUCUGUGGACUGGCUGAUAGUGGUAGUUGAAAACGAUGCCAAGAAAAAAAACAAAACCAACAUCCUUCCCCGAACUUCUAUUGUGGACAAAAUAAGGAAUGAUUUUUGUAAUAAACAGAGUGACAGGUGUGUCGUGCUCUCUGACCCCCUGAAGGACUCUUCUCGAACUCAGGAAUCCUGGAAUGCCUUCCUGACCAAACUCAGGACAUCGCUUCUUAUGUCUUUUACCAAAAACCUAGGCAAAUUUGAGGACGACAUGAGGACCUUGAGGGAGAAGAGGACCGAGCCAGGCUGGAGCUUCUGUGACUAUUUCAUGGUCCAGGAAGAACUUGCCUUUGUGUUUGAGAUGCUGCAGCAGUUUGAAGAUGCCCUUGUACAGUAUGAUGAACUGGACGCUCUGUUUUCUCAGUAUGUUGUCAACUUUGGUGCUGGGGAUGGUGCCAACUGGCUGACUUUUUUCUGCCAGCCGGUGAAGAGCUGGAAUGGAUUGAUCCUCCGAAAGCCCAUAGAUAUGGAGAAGCGUGAAUUGAUACAGAGGCAAGAAGCCACCUUGUUAGAUCUGCGCAGUUACCUGUUUUCUCGCCAGUGCACCUUGCUCCUCUUCCUGCAGAGGCCGUGGGAGGUGGCUCAGCGCGCCCUAGAGCUGCUGCAUAACUGUGUGCAGGAACUGAAGCUCUUGGAAGUCUCUGUCCCGCCUGGUGCUCUGGACUGCUGGGUGUUCCUGAGUUGCCUCGAGGUGCUGCAGAGGAUAGAAGGGUGUUGUGACCGGGCGCAGAUUGACUCCAACAUUGCCCACACCGUGGGUUUAUGGAGCUAUGCCACUGAGAAGCUAAAGUCCUUGGGCUAUCUGUGUGGACUUGUGUCCGAAAAAGGACCUAACUCAGAGGACCUCAACAGGAUAGUUGAUCUUUUGGCAGGUUUGGGAGCUGAGCGACCUGAAACAGCCAACACAGCUCAGAGUCCUUAUAAGAAACUCAAAGAAGCAUUAUCAUCAGUAGAAGCUUUUGAAAAGCACUACUUAGAGCUGUCCCAUGCUGCCAUUGAGAUGCACACGAGCAUCGGGAGGACCCGCUCUGCCAGGCUUGUCGGGAAGGACCUGGCUGAGUUUUACAUGAGGAAAAAAUCUCCACAAAAGGCAGAAAUCUAUCUUCAAGGAGCAUUGAAAAAUUACCUGGCUGAGGGCUGGGCGCUCCCCAUCACGCACACAAGGAAGCAACUUGCCGAAUGUCAGAAACAUCUUGGACAAACUGAGAACUACCUUCAGACCAGUAGCCUUUUGGCCAGCGACCACCACCUAACUGAAGAGGAGCGGAAACACUUCUGCCAAGAGAUCCUCAGCUUUGCCAGCCGCCAGACAGAUAGCCCAGGUCACAAAAUAGUACUCCCUCUGCAUUGUUUUGCACAACUGAGAGACCUCCAUUUUACCCCUUCCAACGCUGUGGUCCACGUGGGCGGUGUUUUGUCCGUGGAGAUAACCAUGUGCAGUCAGAUGCCCAUCCCCGUCUACGUGGAGCAGAUCGCCAUCAACGUCCACUUCAGCAUCGAGAAAAACAACUACCGGAAGACCGCUGAGUGGCUUACCAAGCACAAGACGUCCAACGGGAUUAUUAACUUUCCGGUGGAGACCUCGCCUUUCCCCGCAUCCCAAAACAACUUACCAGCGCUGGAGUUGUAUGAGAUGUUCGAGAGGAGUCCUUCUGAUAAUUCCUUGAACACAACAGGGAUUAUAUGCAAAAAUGUCCAUAUGCUCCUGAGAAGGCAGGAGAGCAGCGCUUCUCUGGAAACACCGUCAGGAGUGGCUCUGGAGGAUGGGGCCCACGUGCUGAAAUGCAGCGGCGUAACACUGGAGCCGGGGGCCAAUAGGAUCACGUUCAGGACACAGGCCAAGGAGCCUGGAACAUACACGCUGCGGCAGUUGCGCGCCUCAGUGGGCCCCGUGUGGUUCGUCCUGCCUCACCUGUCCCCACGGGUGCAGUACGACGUGUACUCUCAGGAGCCGCAGCUGCACGUGGAGCCGCUGGCCGAUAGCCUUUUGGCUGGUAUUCCUCAGAAAGUAAAGUUCACUGUCACUACUGGCCAUUAUACAGUAAAAAACGGGGACAGCCUCCAGCUCAGCAACGCAGAAGCCAUGCUCAUCCUGUGUCAUGCAGAGAACAGAGCAGUGAUCUACUCCAACACAAGAGAAAAGGCUUCUGAUGUGUCGCUCCGGGUUCAGUCGUCUGACAAGGUCACAAGCAUCAGCCUGCCUGCUGCUCCUGCGUACCACAUGAUUGAAUUUGAACUGGAAGUUCUCUCUUUACCUUCAGCUCCAGUAACUGGAGGAGACAGCAGCACGCUGGGGGUAACAGAGCCCCACAGGAAGCAUAAGGACACACAGAAAGCUGGCCACUGCAUGGCUACCACAGACCAUAAAGUGUCCAUUGACUGCCCGUGGUCCAUCUACUCCACCGUCAUCGCCCUGACCUUCAGCGUGCCCUUCAGGACCACACACUCGCUCCUGUCAGCCGGCACACGGAAAUAUAUUCAAGUUUGUGUCCAGAACUUGUCAGAACUUGACUUUCAGCUGUCUGACGGUAACCUUGUGGAUACUGGCAGUAGUAGUGACCUGCAGCUGGUACCACUGAACACCAAGACCCCGCAGCACAUCUACAGCAAGCAGUCAGUGUUCUUUGUGUGGGAGCUGAAGUGGACGCGGGAGCCUCCCCCUUCUCUGCGCUGCCAGUUCUCCGUUGGAUUCUCCCCAGCUUCCGAAGGACGGCUCUCUAUCCCCUUAAAGCCGUAUACUUACGAAUUUCAAGUGGAAAAUUUUUUUACAUUGUAUAACGUGAGAGCUGAGAUCCUGCCCCCCUCGGGCACGGAGCACUGUCGGACCGGCUCGCUGUGCUCCCUGGAGGUGUCCAUCACGCGGCUCUCGGACCUCCUGGAGGUGGAUAAGGACGAAGCACUGACAGAGUCGGACGACUAUUUUUCGACCAAGCUUAUGUAUGAAGUGGUGGACAACAGCAGCAAUUGGGCAGUGUGCGGGAAGAGUUCUGGCGUCAUCUCCAUGCCUGUGGCCGCGCAGGCCACUCACCGGGUCCACAUGGAGGUGAUGCCCCUCUUUGCGGGGUACCUCCCCCUUCCUGACGUCAGGCUGUUUAAAUACCUCCCCCAUCACUCUGCGCACUCCUCACAACUGGAUGCCGACAGCUGGAUAGAGAACGACAGCCUGUCGGUGGACAAGCACGUGGAUGAGCAGCUGGACAGCGGCAGCAUCAAGAGCAGGGGCAGCGUGCACUCGGCCUCCAGCAGCGAGCACAAAGGCUUGCCCAUGCCCCGGCUCCAAGCACUGCCGCCCGGCCAGGUCUUCAACUCCAGCACGGGCAUGCAGAUCCUGGUCAUCCCCAGCAAAGACGACCAUGUGCUCGAAGUCAGCGUCACAUGACCCCGCCUCAGGUCGGCACACGCCCCAGGCCGGGUGUGCGCACGCUUGAAGGGAUCCUGGCUCCACUGCUCUCUCCAUCGCAACAUUCUCGCGCUAACCAGACUUUCGGUGAUCCUGCCUGGCCACGGAAGCCUCCGAGGAGUUCGGCGUGUGGCUGGUCGGCUGAGUUACAGCGUUUAUUUUUGUGUUGUCAGUGGUGUUACUCUCUCAUCUCCCCGUCCCUGUGUCCCUGUCCCCGUGCCGGCGUCCUGCAGUGUUGGCCCAGAGCCCCACUCCCUCCCGUCGCCCCCUCCCCGCUCACCUGGCAGCCUCCUGGUCCAUGGGUUCCUUCUGGAGUCUGUGUGCCCUCGGGGGAGACACAACGGCUGCCCCCUCGAUACUGGACCAGGUGGAUCCGUGAGUCUCCUGGGGGAUAAAACACCAUCCUUUAUCCCAGAUGAGCAGUGCUUUUCUAGAAUAACAACUCCCCAUUAGGGCAGGUCAGCGAGGCUGAGGGCUGGGGUGGGGUGGGAACAGAACCCCUUCUGUGCCUUGGGGGUCGCACGGGGUGGACCUGGAACCUCCAUUAGCUGGAGCCAUCUUAAAGGUACUUUGGGAAGAUUAGACCGGGGCCUAAGGGACGACUUGGAAUCGAAGUAGUUUAGGAAUAAAUGUUUCUAGAACCCCUGCUCCCCAUGACGUUGACUGAAUGUCAUAUGCACUUGGAAUUAAAUAUGUAUUUAUUUUAAUUAUCAUUAUAUAUGUGGGGGUUGAUACAUUGUUUUCUUCUCACCUUUAAAGUCUUCACAUGUCAUUGUCACUGUGUAAUCAAUAUGUUUCUUCUGCACCCGAGUCCUAGACAUUAAGAGGCUCCGUUUCAGGGGAGACUGGGAGUGCCCUCUCAGUGUGCUUCUAGUUUGGUUGUGGAAAGGACGAAAGUCUUGGAAUGUUCUCUGCCGGCCCACUAAAAUUGCCAUCGUACCAUACCAAUGGAUUAAUUUGCUUUUGGUUGUAAAUUUAAUUGUACAUAUGGUUGAUUUAUUAUUUUUAAAAGUACAGACUAACUGAUGUAAUGUUUAUGUAUAAGUUGCACCAAAAAUCAAGGAUAAAAUAAACGUGUGUUUGUUUUUACUGG